This is a messenger RNA of Pogona vitticeps (central bearded dragon), 3502 nucleotides long. The record is from RefSeq and is a predicted model, not a curated record. Lineage: Eukaryota; Metazoa; Chordata; Lepidosauria; Squamata; Agamidae.
AUGCGCCCCUGGCAGGAGAACGCGGGGCGGGGCCAUGGGGAGGGGGGUGAGCGCGAGCAGGGCUCCGCCUCCUCCUCCAGCCCUUCCCCUCCUCGGUGGCUCCAGAGACGCCUCAGAGGCGCGGCGGUGGCCGGACGUGUCCCACUCGCGCUCCCUCAGCGUCCGUUCGAGAACGAGGAGUUCUUCAGGAAGCUGAGCCGGGAGUGCGAGAUUAAAUACACAGGCUUCAGAGACAGACCACAUGAAGAACGACAGGCCAGGUUUCAGAAUGCUUGCAGAGAUGGACGAUCUGAGAUAGCUUUUGUGGCCACAGGAACCAAUCUGUCUCUCCAGUUUUUUCCGGCCAACUGGCAGGGGGAGCAGCGGCAGACACCAACCCGAGAGUAUGUUGACUUUGAAAGAGAAGGAGGCAAGGUCUACUUAAAAGCACCUAUGAUUCUUAAUGGUGUUUGUGUUAUUUGGAAAGGCUGGAUAGAUCUCCAGAGACUGGAUGGCAUGGGCUGCUUAGAAUUUGAUGAAGAGCGGGCACAGCAGGAAGAUGCAUUGGCACAACAGGCCUUUGAAGAAGCCCGAAGAAGAACCCGUGAAUUCGAAGACAGGGACAGGUCUCAUCGGGAGGAAAUGGAGGCAAGAAGACAACAAGACCCUAGUCCUGGAUCAAACCUGGGAAGUGGCGAUGAUCUCAAACUGCGUUAACAGAAGCAUCAGCUCUGUCCCAGAUUUGCUUUUGAAACUUGUCAAAUGAUGGAAGUGAAAGACCAGAAACUGUGAUAACUGGGUAUAUACGUCAGUCUCUUCCUUGACCUACGGCAGCCAAACUAUCAUGUCCUGCCAUGGUUUGCACUAUAUUUGUGUUGCAUUACCUGCAUUUUGGUUCUUUAUAAAUGUCAUCAGUGGGAAUUUGAGAUUCUUGUUUUUCUAUGCAAGCUUUUAAUUUUGUUGGCACUAUUUUAAUGGGGAGAAAAACCCUUCAUGCAGCCAUAAAGAAACAAUUCCUCAAACGUUAAUACUUGUUCAUUUCAGAAUAGGUCAACACAUUGCAAAAUAAAAAAAAAGUGACUUCUUGAAAACCAAAAUUUUUUAAACUGAUUUUUAUAUGAGAUUUUGGAAGUUUCUUUUUCUUAAUGUUCAUGCUUUUAUAUGUGCAUUUUUUGUGGUUCUGUCUUUAGCACUUUCCUCCCCCUCUUGCUUUAGUGUUGUAUCACACUUUAUUGUUUCCUUGCAUCAUGCAACCUAAACCAAGUAAAACAGUAUUUUCUGUUGAUUUAUUGAAUUUAACUUUAAAAAUAAAUAAAUAAAUAAAUAAAUAAAUACAUUGCAGUAUCCCACGAUAGAUAUUUUGACAUGCAAGUUAAUUCAUAAAGAGAUGUUCAUCUUAGUACAUUCUGUUGUAGAUUGUAUGAUCUACUUUCAGCUUGGCAGUCCUGUAGCUCUUUGUUUAGAUAACUUACUGAAACUCAUUGCAGUCUGGCUUUGAUUUUAUUUGGGGAUUCUGAAAGAAACUGGGAUGUCACAGUUCUUUAAUUAGGUUUGACAUUUGGCUAGGCUGAGAGUAAAGGUGAUACCUUUAAUGCAGUUGUGUUGAAAACAGCUGCUUUAAUUGUUUUUAUAUCCUAUUCUUACUCUAAUUCAGGAAGAAAUAUGAACUGAGGUAUUUUAACUGUAUGUGGAAAGUCUCAUACUGUUCAGAAAGAUGCUUUUGAUGUUGUUCCAGAGCAAUUUUGUUCCAGUAUUUUCCAACAGCACAGGAUUUAGGAUAAAAUCAUGAGACACUGUCCGCUUUUGCAGUUCAUCCCCUACUUUCUUAUAUUUGUACUCUACACAGGACUUUUUGCCAUAUAUCCAGUAGUUCUUGUUAUUCUGUACCUUGGGAUCUGUGAGUAUCAUUCUUCCAAAUGAGCCCUAAAGAAAAUAAAAUCACUCUGCCCUAGAUGGGGUAGAGUCACUAUCAUCAGAUUCCCAGAAUGUAUUUUAAAGACCAGAUUUCGUGAUUUCUAUAGAACUAUAGUUAAAAGGCAAAGUUUCCAGCACUAUCUUAUCCGUUUAUAUUGUGCUAAACUAGCCUACUGCCUUUCAGUUGGGACUGACAUUUUAAAAGCAGCACUAACCAUAUAGGCAAGAGCAAUAUAAUCACUGUCUGGAAAGAAGUUUCCUAGCUCAUUUUUAAGCCUUUUCUUUCUCACCUUCCUGUGUGAAUCAAUGAUUGUCACCCAUGGAGAACAAUUCAAAAAUCCAGGAUUUAAGUUAUUUGACAGUAGUAUGUCAGAUUUCUUUUUUUAAAAAGCAGCUGUAGCAGAGAUUCACUGCACAGGCAUUUGUCCUGCUGUUUGAUCUGCUUGGAGGAUGGGAUGGUUCGCUUUUUUUACCAGGAACCACACCAUGUAAGUGCUGGUAUGAACCUCUGUGUUCCUGCCUGUACCUUUCUGGUUCCUUUUUGGGGCUGCAUUUUUUUAGACGUGGGUAGGAUCACUCCAUUUUGAUUCGACUCUAGCGUGUAUGAAUGAUGGCCUUGAACCAAAGCUGCUAGCUGGCUGUCCCUUUGGAGAAGCCUUUUUGAAAAUGGAGGGGGGGGGAGUAAAAUAAUCGAACUUCUCAAAUGGAUGAUUUUGCUUGUCAAGCAGCUGAAAGAGAAAGUGUUAAAACACCCUCCAGUGUUAGUUCGGUAGUUGCUAUUGUAGUCCCAACUGUAUUUUCUUAAAAUAAAACUGAAACAAUCACAGGAAAUUUAAACCUCACAGUUGUCAACCUGCGCUUUAAAAUCCUGCAUUAUAAGGUAUUACCUUGAUGCUACCUGAUCACUUGCACCCAAAGUACUGAACAUACCAAGGACCAAAGACUGAACUGCUGAUUUGAAGGAUGAGAGGGCACAAAACUUUUUAUGUAAGUUUUUAAAAGAGAAAAGAAAAAACAGUGAAAGUUCCUUUUUUUUAUUCUGAUUUUUUUUGUUGUUGUUCUGACCAUUUAACUAAUUGGUUCUCAGUCUUUGGUCCUCCAGUUGUUUUGGAUUUCUCAGUGGAUUUCCCAGUGGGAUUUGGGCUAGAAGUCUAAAACAUCUGGAGGGCCAAAGGAUGAGAAUCACUGGGCUAAAGGUUAUGGAAUAACAGCUUGCAUCAUGCCAGACCAUGAACCGCCCUAAUUGGUGGGAGUUCAAGUAAUGCAGUUUUUAAGUGUAUGCUUUGUCUCCUCUGAAACAUGCUUGCAAAUGCCAGUUGCACUGAUAUGCCUUGUGUUCCUUGUUAAUGGUAACAGCUGGAAUUUCCAAUACUGUAGUUGCAAAUAUUUUUAAAUUUUGAUUUAGCUGAUCUGCUGUGUACUACCAUCCUUAGUAUUCUUUAUAUACUAUAUCAGUUAUCUGUUUGGUACUGCUCCACAUAGGUUCACGAAGCAGGAAUGUAUUGUGGUAACAUGUUUUUUGACAUCAUAAUUGUUCCUGUGUAUGUUGUCCUCUUUUGGUUAAGAAAUAAUGGUCUAAAAAUAAUGUCGUUAAAAGAUUCAAAAAGAA